GGUGCGCGGGGAGACCGCCCCCCUGGGGUCCUCGGCUUGCAGUGAGGAUGCGCCCGAACUACAUCAUCUUGUAUUAUUUGCUCCAAAAAAAAAAGAGUACCAGCGUCAGGAGGGCCACACUCUCAAUCAUCCUCCAGACACCUGCUCGGUCGGACCGACUCUUUUCUCCGUCCCUGGCCUCUCCCGUUUGACACUUCGAAUGCCAUCUCUUGGCCUGCCGGCCCUCAGAUGUCUGUAUUCAUCCCUUUAUUUUGUCUGGAACGCUAGAUGCUUACCUUCAGCUCUGGCUGGAGUGUGGUUGCCGCCUUUGGAAUGUCUAAUCGGCCUCCCAGCGUGUCCAGAACUAAUUCUGCGUUUCGGCCUUGACGUCCUGCUGUGCCAUGGCCCUCGUGUCUGCCGACUCCCGCAUUGCAGAGCUGCUCACUGAGCUCCAUCAGCUCAUCAAGCAGACACAGGAAGAGCGCUCAAGGAGCGAGCACAACUUGGUGAACAUCCAGAAGACGCACGAGCGGAUGCAGACGGAGAACAAGAUUUCUCCCUAUUACCGGACCAAGCUACGGGGCCUCUACACAACCGCCAAGGCUGACGCGGAGGCUGAAUGCAACAUCCUCCGGAAAGCCCUAGAUAAGAUCGCCGAGAUCAAGUCUCUGUUGGAAGAGAGGCGGAUUGCGGCCAAGAUUGCGGGCCUGUACAGUGACUCAGAGCCCCCCAGGAAGACCAUGCGCAGAGGCGUGCUGAUGACCCUGCUCCAGCAGUCAGCCAUGACGCUGCCCCUGUGGAUCGGGAAGCCUGGUGACAAGCCCCCGCCCCUAUGCGGGGCCAUUCCGGCCUCCGGGGACUAUGUGGCCAAGCCUGGAGAUAAGGUGGCUGCGCGGGUCAAAGCCGUGGACGGCGAUGAGCAGUGGAUCCUGGCUGAGGUCGUCAGUUACAGCCAUGCCACUAACAAGUACGAGGUAGACGACAUUGAUGAAGAAGGCAAGGAGAGACACACCCUGAGCAGGCGGCGAAUCAUCCCGCUGCCCCAGUGGAAGGCCAACCCUGAGACGGACCCCGAAGCCUUGUUCCAGAAGGAGCAGCUUGUGCUGGCCCUUUAUCCCCAGACCACCUGCUUCUACCGUGCCCUGAUCCACACGCCCCCACAGCGGCCACAGGACGACUACUCGGUCCUGUUUGAAGACACCUCCUACGCAGAUGGCUACUCCCCUCCGCUCAACGUGGCCCAGAGGUACGUGGUGGCCUGUAAGGAGCCCAAGAAAAAGUGACGCUGCGGCAGACCCACCCGGUGCAGCCGCCCUCCCUGGGGAAGCUACCGUGGAUGUUCUGUGACCCAAUAAACCUUCCCCAGUGCA
This is a messenger RNA of Ochotona princeps (American pika), 1349 nucleotides long. It is a transcript of the gene SGF29, whose product is annotated as SAGA complex associated factor 29. The transcript has 10 exons. NCBI's taxonomy places the organism in Eukaryota, Metazoa, Chordata, Mammalia, Lagomorpha, Ochotonidae. Gene Ontology annotation, cellular component: SAGA complex. Bases 381 to 1262 code for a protein of 293 amino acids. The record is from RefSeq and is a predicted model, not a curated record.